Paramecium sonneborni is the source of this 394-nucleotide messenger RNA. The record is from the annotation of a GenBank genome assembly. Lineage: Eukaryota; Ciliophora; Oligohymenophorea; Peniculida; Parameciidae.
AUGAGUUGUCCAUCAAAUACUCCAAUAAUAAGCACAUCACUUACUUGUGUCAGCACUUGUGAUUCUUCAGCUUAAUAAUUGCAAUCUCCUUUAUUAAUAAAUUGCUUGAGNAUCUCAAAAGAUUGUAACUUUUUAUUUGAUAUUUUCAUCAUUUCUUUUUGUAUCUCGUAGUGUACUAACAAUAAUUACGAUAAUAAGUUAUUCAUAGAUUCACACUUUAUGUUCUUAAUUCUUUACAGAACAAGAUGCAGAUGUUUUAGCUCUUAAUUAUUGUUUAGUGAUGGCAUCAUUUCUAUUUCUGGAUGCACUAUUCACCAUGAUUUGCAUUGUAUAAGGAUCUAAUAAUAGAGAAAACCAGUAAAGUAAUUAAUAAAUACAUUUUAGUUUCUAAUGA